This is a messenger RNA of Sceloporus undulatus (fence lizard), 1637 nucleotides long. Its product is annotated as zinc finger protein 664-like. The coding region runs from base 307 to 804 and encodes 165 amino acids. The record is from RefSeq and is a predicted model, not a curated record. The transcript has a single exon. Gene Ontology annotation, molecular function: DNA-binding transcription factor activity; RNA polymerase II cis-regulatory region sequence-specific DNA binding. NCBI's taxonomy places the organism in Eukaryota, Metazoa, Chordata, Lepidosauria, Squamata, Phrynosomatidae. Gene Ontology annotation, biological process: regulation of transcription by RNA polymerase II.
AAAGCGGCCGCGGAACGAAUUACUUUCGUAACCCGAGGCACCACUGUAAAUGAAUAGAAUGUGGAAAGACUUUCUCUCAGUCAAAAUUUACAUGUGCAUCGAAGAAACCACAUAGGGGGGAAAACCGUACAGAAAUAUGGAAUGUGCAAAUAGCUUCAGUCAGAGUGGACAACUGAAUAUAUACCAGAGAACACACAUGGGGGGGGGGAACUAUAUACAUGUGUGGAAUGUGGAAAGAACUUCAAUAACGCUGGCAAUCUGCGGAAACAUCAAAGAACCCACACAGAGGAGAAACCACAGAAAUGCAUGGAAUGUGGAAAGAGCUUCAGUCGUAGUGGAGCAUUGAGAACACACCAGAGAACCCACACAAGGAAGAAACCAUAUAAAUGUCUGGAAUAUGAGAAGUUCGUCUCUUGUGGUACAAAUUUUCAUAAUCAUCAAAGAACCCACACAGGUGAGAAACCAUAUAAAUGCAUAGAAUGUGGAAAGGGGUUCAUUGACAAUAGAUACUUACGUUCACAUCAAAGAACCCAUACAGGGGAGAAACCAUACAAAUGCAUGGAAUGUGGAAAGAGUUUCCUUCAUGUUUGCCGUUUACUUGCACAUCAUAGAACUCACACAGGGGAAAAACCAUAUAAAUGCAUGGAAUGUGGAAAGAGCUUCAGUCGGAGUGGAAGUCUACAGUCACAUCAAAGAAUUCACACAGGGUGCAAACCAUAUAAAUGCAUGGAAUGUGGAAAGAGCUUCAGUCAGAGUGGAAGUCUACAGUCACAUCAAAGAAUUCACACGGAACAAGCCAUAUAAAUGCAUGGACUGUGGAGAGAGCUUUAGCAAUUAUGGAACAUGUGCUAAACAUCAAAGAAUCCACAUGGGAGAUCCUAGUCUAUAGAAUCAUAGAGUUGGAGGAGACCACAAGGGCAUCCAGUACAACAAUGCAGCAAUACAUAAUCAAAGCACUUCCAACAUAUGACUAUCCAGUAUCUGUUUAAAAACCUCUAAAGAGGGAGGAUCAAUCACACUCCAGUGCAGCAUAUUCCACUGUUUAACAGCUCUUGCUGUCAAGAAGUUCUUCGUAAUGUUUAGGUGAAAUCUUUUCCUGUAAUUUGAAUCCAUUGCUCUGACCUAGUCUCUAGAGCAGUAGAAAACAAGCUACCUCCUUCCAUAUGAAAUGCUUUAAAAUAUUUUAACAUGACUAUCAUGCCACCCCUACCCUUCUCUUCUUCAAGUUGAAUAUGCCCAGCUCCCUAAGCUGCUGCUCUGGGCAUGGUUUCCAGACCUUUCAACAUUUAAUUUGCCCUGCUCUGGACACACUCCAGCUUGUCAACAUUCCUCUUGAAUUUGGAGUGACAGAGUUAUGGUGGCAUGUGAACUGUUUCUUUCACCUGACAGUCAGGAUGAUUAACUGAUCUAUAAUUAGGAUUUCCCCAUGAUAAAAAAAGAAACAGAGGGGCUCACAGAGGUCCCCUUUGAGGCUCUUGAGCUUUCCUUUCUAGCUUCUAGAAUGCGGAUGGGAGGGAACAUGGAAGAGAGCAGGGAAACUGCAAGCAUGCAACGCCAAUGACUUGGUAAAAGAGGUUGAUGAGGAAUUGUGAACAGUUUGGACAGUAUAAACUUAUUUCAUUUGGUUUUGUUCAAUA